This is a messenger RNA of Cyphellophora europaea CBS 101466, 1101 nucleotides long. RefSeq lists its product as uncharacterized. The record is from RefSeq and is a predicted model, not a curated record. Gene Ontology annotation, molecular function: oxidoreductase activity. Bases 1 to 1101 code for a protein of 366 amino acids. The transcript is spliced from 3 exons. Lineage: Eukaryota; Fungi; Ascomycota; Eurotiomycetes; Chaetothyriales; Cyphellophoraceae.
AUGGGCUCUGUUGACGUUCCAAAGCAGCAGAGAGCCGCCGUGAAGGUUGGCAGCGGCAGCGAUGCGAAGGCUCCGUGCAAGGACGUUGAGGUCCAAAUGCCCGAGCCUCACCAAAUCCUCAUCAAGAUCAACUGGACUGGCCUCUGCGCCUCGGACAAGUCUCUGCUUCACGAUGAAUGGGCGGCCUUUGGAGUCGCAAUGCAAGAUGCCACAAAGGGCAUCGCAGGUCACGAAGGGGCUGGUGUCGUGGUCGCUGUAGGAGAUAAUAUGCAACAUAAGUGGAAGGUUGGUGACCGUGCAGGUAUCAAAUGGGCAAAGCCGGAGACUAACGUGAACAGAUGCGGCGAGUGCGAGUUCUGCACAAACGGCACGGACGAACUGCACUGUCCCAAGCAGCUCAACGCCGGCUUCACUGCCGCUGGAACAUUUCAGCAGUAUGCCAUCAGUGACGGGCGCUAUACCACCAGGCUUCCGGACGGGGUCAAGGAUGAAGAGGCCGGCCCGAUCAUGUGCGGCGGCGUUACGGCGUACACAGCUUGCAAGAGAAGCGCCGUAAAACCAGGUCAAUGGAUCGUGUUGCCGGGAGCCGGUGGCGGGCUGGGCCACUUUGCAGUCCAGUACGCAAAAGCCAUGGGCAUGCGGGUAAUCGCCAUCGACGGCGGCCCGGAGAAGGCAGAGCUUUGCAAGAAGCUAGGAGCCGAAGAGUUUAUUGACUUUACAACGACCUCAGAUAUUGCCGCAGAGGUGACUCGUAUCACAACGUACGGCGCCCACGGCGUUAUCGUUACUGCUGCGACAAAGGAGGCAUAUGCCUCUGCGCCAAACCUUUUGCGACCUGGCGGAACUGUCGUUGCUGUUGGGCUUCCCAAAGACUCUUCCGUUCUGGCUGGAGCACCUCCCAUUCAGCUAUGUCUGAAACGUCUCAAUAUUGUUGGCAGUGUUACUGGUACGCUCAAGGAUGUCGACGAAGCACUUGACUUCACGGCACGAGGUCUGGUUCAUCCGAUCCUGACCAAAGGAACAUUGGACGAUGUCGACAAGUAUUGCGAGCUGAUGAUUGCUGGGAAGCUUGCUGGUAGAGCAGUUCUCAAAGUGAGCUGA